CAACUUUCCCUUUCGUGCAUUUACGACCAGCGAUGCGAGCCUGACUUGUUCUUUCGUUUUUGUUGCCCUUAGUUGGUUUCCAGCAUAGCUAUGGUGUUGUCCAGGUUCGAAUCGCUCUCUGUUCGCCCGCCCACUCCACCGAAAGACGCCGGAGACAGCGAUAAGGACUUCGACGUCGACGAGACGGUCCAAUUUCUUGAAGAUCCCUUCGGCGAGAAGCCGCCCCAGCCAAAAGCCAUCGCCAAAGUCACUGCGAAGAAACUGCUUAAUACACCAGACCAGUCGCCGUCCUCUGACAUCGACAUACCCUCGAGCUCGGCACGGAAGAAGAGAGUCAACUUCGAAGUCCAGACAUGCGACUCACCGCAGAAGAAAGCCGUUAUCAAGUCGUGGACACCUACGCGUAGCUCGCCCCUCCGGCCUCUACCACAGACACGCGUGUCUCUGCCGCUCAAGUCGAUCCUCAAACCCACAGACGCUACAGCCACGCCCCCGCCGACCGAUGAAAGCGCUGCCGCACACCAGUUCAAGUCUUUCGCCGAGAUGUUGGAAUCGAUAGUAAAGCAGUUGGCUCAAGGAGAGCGGCCCACAAGAAUAGAUGCGUACCACGCACUGCAGCGCACUAUGCAGGCCUACGACAAGAUACCAGAUGAGCAGGCGUUGAAGAACAAGAUGUCUUUACUGACACAAUUCAUCCGGAGAGACACACAAGCUAUCAGUCUCUCCGGCACUGGCCUCGACUCCCAACUCAUUGGGCAGGCGUUGAAGCUGCUUCUGGCCCUCUUUCGGAUACAAGACGUCGCAACUGUCAUGGACGACGAGUUCUGCUCAUACAUGGUUGACCGUACUAUCCAAGUCACCACAGACGCCUCGAUUGCGAAGAGCGUAGUCAACACACAUCUCGCUUUGCUGAUGCAGCAAAACUUCAAGCCGCGCGUAAUGACUACGAUGCGGGUCGAGAAGAUCAUGGACGGGCUGGACACCAUACAAGAUCGCGUAAAGGGGUUUUCGGUCCAAGCAUAUCGCCUGCGGAUAUACAGGAAGCUCAUCCAACAACGUCCCGACCUUAUGACACGGCAUGCAGAACGGUGGUUCAAGCACACCUUCAAGGCACUGGUCUCUGGCCACAAGGAUAUCUACCAGAGCGCUCUCGACACCGCCAUUGCCGCUUCGAAAAUCGUCGGGCAUGAUCGUUCUGCCGCAAAAUCAGUACUCGCUGUACUGAACAAGAUCAGGAGCGAUGGCGAGACAACUCUAGCGAAGGCCAUGGCACUGGAAUUACAGAAGAUGCUCGACGGAGACAACGCGUCUCUCGUCCCUCAAAUCUGGUCGGCAGUCACUGGACUUCUACGCGAUCACUUUGACAUAAGGUUUUUCACUGACCUGGAAGAGUGGCUGAAAGUGUACGAGAAGUCACUCAAGUCUGACAACGAUCAAGUCAAGAUCUACGGGAACGUGGCGUAUGGCUUUCUGGUAUAUGCCGUGAACCCAUCUCACGAUAUCGCCAAGGGCUGGUCAAGAUUCCUGUUGAAUGUACCUCUGCAACAACUACAGCGAAGAGGAUCGAUGAAGAAGUCUGAGCGAGACGUCAUCUUCGGCGGGUACAAUACACUACUCUAUCACGCCUUCCGCCCCACUGCCAGCCAUGAGCAACUUGAUCGAUUUUGGAACGAGUUUGUGGUAGGCUUCUGGACACCUCUGUUACAUCAGUCAUCGCCCAUACAAGCGGCUCACGCAUGCCGCGUAGUCUCUGCUCUGAUCAACGGAUCUCGUAACCCAUGGAAUCCACAGAGAGCUCUAGACUUAAGGUAUCAGGUCAUGACACAACUCACCGAACUUCCUUGUGUGGAGCCACGAUGGGUUCGCAAGUCACUUUCAUCGAUCUUGAGGUUUGUGGAAACUCUGCUCGACACAACAACCUGGUCCAGCAACUCGCAACAAGAAGAUGAUCCCGUGAAGACUAUGUGGUCUGCCGUGCUGAAGUCCUUGGUUGAAGCAAGCAGCAAGGAGGUCAUGGCGUCCAGCGAGACCAAAGAUGCUCUGGCACACAUUGUCAACCUUCUUCGUCGUGUGUGGGAUCGACAUACUGCUCAGUUAGCUCUGCCUCAACACAAAGAGGAUAGCUGGGCAGAUAAGUUCUGCUUCUUAAUCGAGAGUGUGGUGCAAAAGCUUGGUGCGCACCAGUUCGCGGACAAGUGCCUCACUCGAAACAGUCAAGAUGAGUUUGAGGUGGCAUCCACACCUUCCUUCCGCUCCCGGCUGAACGGGACAAGAAUCUCGCCGCUGCUGUACUUCGUUGAUCUUCUUGUCAAUCAAUCGGAGGGCAAGCUUUCGGACGCUGUUCGAUUGCGCGCACUGAAGCUGAUCAUCGAUCCUGCUUUUAAUAUCCAAAACACUCGUCUCAGCAAGCUUGAACUUCUUCGAGAUUGCGCUGUGGCGAUUGAAAAGUCUGCUGGAGCGUCCGUGCAAGCAUCCGUGGUUCUGAACUUCUGGUCACGGAUUGCCGCACUGCUCAAGAUUUCCAUCGAACAGCAAGUGCCUGAUUCCAACGAACGGGUCUCGCGCCACCUCGGUAAGGAGUAUGACAUUGUAGUUGAGCUCCUUGCCUUGGGUUCGGACUGUCUGCUUUCAACGGCAGAGGGGCUGGACGUACUUUCAGUCUUCAUUGCAACGGCUCGAAAAGAGGCUGGAGAUGGCGCGCUGGUCCUCGCAGUCAUUGAGAAGAUCUCCGAACGCGUGUUAGCCUGUGCUUCCGACAAAGUCGAGGCUCUAGCCUUCACCACUAUGCUUCUGCAAACCCUCCCCAGCAAAACCAUCGGUCGGCGUGUACUUGACCAGGGCAGGCAGGCCUUGUGGCCUUCCUCUCCUGUAGCAGGACGCAAUCACGACUUCGACCCGUUUAAUCACUUGUAUGCUGCUGUCACUUCCGUGGGCACCGCCACGUACGACCAGCUUGGCUUCGCCGACAUCGAGUCGACCAAGGAAUUUCUCGCGGCGCUGGCCUCGUCAAUCAAGAACUGUUCAACCUCGUUGCUUGCGGUCUACUUGCGCAAGAUCCAGGAGGUUAUCCGCAUAUGGGUGGAGGACUCACAGAGGAAGCUCCAAAAUACGGAACCCAAUUCCAAAGCCGUACAUCGUGAGGUUAUGAACUUAUGGCAAGAAGCAAGCGAGGCCAUUGAGAGGCUUCCACGCAAGGAUGGCCAGGUUCUUUUGCACCUAGAACCGCUGAUCACAGCCGGCUUCGUCAGUCGACGCCGAGCUAUUGUCAACGUUUCGAUUGCGACAUGGAACAAGACCUUUGGCAAAGAAGACAGCCUCAGGUAUCCUCCGCGACUUGAAACCAUCCUCCGUCGCUUGCGCAGUUCUGUUGAUCUCGUCCUGCCAUCACUGGAUAUCAAAGACGAUGAGGAUGAUGCUGAGCUGUCUUUCUACGACUCCGAUGAUAGUCGCAAGGAACCUCGGCGAAGUGCCAGAAGCUCUCGUAUCAAGGAGUCGCCCUUCAAGAUUAUCAAACUGUCGCGCAACUCAAAUCCCCAGUCUCCGGCAGUCUCAUCACCAGCCAGCAGAAGGACCUCUACCCGUCGAACACCUAAAGUACGCUUACGACACGAUAACUCCCAGAUCCAGUUUGAGGCUAUUGUGUCGUCACCUUCCAACCCGUUCGUCCAGGAAUCCCAGAUCCUGACCGAGAGACAGAAGGAGAUGGUCGAACGACAAAGACUCUCCGGCGGGUUGUUCGCAACCAUGGGCGCGCCCUCUCCCAGCCGAGAUGCACCGCCAUCUCCCAUGGAGAUCCUUUCUGAUGCGCAGAGUGUCGACGAUCUGCCUACCCGUAUCACACGUGUUACGCCGCGCAAAGCACUAGCAAAGAUGGGCCCUAUGGAUGCUUUCUUGGGCUCGUCACCUACACCUCACGCACGACGCAGCUCGCAGAAGAUUGUUAGCGAUGAUACGGACAUUGCCACCCCUACUGCAGUGCGCACGGUGCGUGUUGCAAAAGACGACGAAUUAGGAUCGUCGCCGCCUCGAUUCGACAAAGACGAUACUACAAGGUCAAGACAAACACCGAGUGCAGUCGCCGAAAGCUUUGACGAUCGUCAGCCAGACCUCCUUUACUCCGCAUCGUUCGAUGAUGGCAGUACAAUGGAUGAAGAGGCACUGGCAGCUGCGGUGACCUUGGCAGAAGAGGCUGAGGAAAGUGGGCAACUUCAAGGCUACCACGAGCGCAACGACGAAAUCAUGUCUGACCUGCCGAGCUCUACGAUCGAUCUAGAGCUCACAGCGCAGAUUGACGCGGACAUGCAGACUGCGGAGGCAGUCGCGGAAGCUGACGAGACCGUGCCAAAGUCCAACAACGUGUCCGUAGAUGCUGCAUCUCAUCCGACCUCACAAGAUGUCCCUGCAACGCAGGACGGUAGCGACACAGAAGUUGAACCUACACCAAUGUCCGUCCGUACGCGCAAGAACAAGAAAGGCGACACAAGCAUCACAAGCCGUGUCGGGGAUUCUUUUGACUCCACCCCUGGGAAUAGCACUCUAGGCUCCCAAGGUAUCCGUCGGUCGACCCGUCACAGCAUGGACAGCCCCAUUCACAUCGAGCUCGGACGUAUGAAAAGGCAAAAGAAGCCAAGGAGAAUGAAGCACGAAUCUGCCCAAGAAGAGGAGCCAUCCUCGCCACAACCAUCGCAGCAAGACCAAGUUGAGAAUGAUGGCGAGGCUCUGGCUGCAGCUUCACCCACCGCGAGGACCAGAAGUGCCAAGAAGAGGAAGUCCAUGAACGAUUCCCCAAUAUCCUUGGAGAACAUGACCGGCAGUCCAGGAGCAGGCCGUAAACGCAGCAUCCGUCGCUCACAGUCGAACCUCAGCCAAGUCGAGAGUGCGGCCGACAUCAUUGAAGCAACACUUGCGCCUUCCAAGCGCGCGAGGCAGAGUCUGAACAUGGACGUCAGCGAGGCAAAGUCCACACCACCACCUCUGCCCAAGGAACCGCAUUCCUCGCAAAGCAAACGCAUCAGCCAUGUUCAAGUCACACCUCGGCACAUCGAAGCCACCGGGUCUGCUCUGACGGAGCAGAUCGCAGCCUCGAUAGCGACAGUAGCCGACACCGCUCCUGCAGCCAAACAACCCUCGUUGGUGCAGAGCCAGAUCCAAUUUCAAGAGCAGCCUCCAACGGGCAGCGCGACACCAAGCCGAUCAUUCGCUGAGCGUGUCAUUCUUACUCCGCGGAGUAUCAUUAACAAGCUCAAGGAGAUCAAGAACUACUUCCUUGCUGCUCCUGAUCUUGCUGUGACGAGGGCAGAGGAAAGAGAGGUGGAUGACGUGAUGUUUGCUAUAAGGAAGAGGAUUUUUGCUGCGGGACCGGAAUAUCAAGAGGAGGAGGACUCGUGAUGGCAUGGAAUUGGCUUGGAUAUGAAGGGCGGCUUUCGGAAAUGCACGGUGUGGUUUAGGAUAAUGAUUCAGAGUAAUAGAUACCCACGAAUGCUAAUGAUAUCCAC
This is a messenger RNA of Didymella exigua CBS 183.55, 5495 nucleotides long. RefSeq lists its product as uncharacterized. The record is from RefSeq and is a predicted model, not a curated record. Lineage: Eukaryota; Fungi; Ascomycota; Dothideomycetes; Pleosporales; Didymellaceae. The transcript is spliced from 3 exons. Gene Ontology annotation, biological process: telomere maintenance. Bases 91 to 5388 code for a protein of 1765 amino acids. Gene Ontology annotation, cellular component: nucleus.